Messenger RNA from Helobdella robusta, 432 nucleotides. RefSeq lists its product as hypothetical. The record is from RefSeq and is a predicted model, not a curated record. NCBI's taxonomy places the organism in Eukaryota, Metazoa, Annelida, Clitellata, Rhynchobdellida, Glossiphoniidae. The transcript has 5 exons. Bases 1 to 432 code for a protein of 143 amino acids.
AUGGUUUUCUACUUUUGCGCAGACCGAAUUCGAACUCGGUCCUGGUGCAACAACAACGAUGACGUGGCGCAACCAUUAUCCAAACAAUUCAUUUCAGUGUUGGGUUGUGAGAGCAUGACAGCGCCGGAGCAUUCGAGGAUUGAGUUGCAAGAGGAGAACAGACUGGUCGUCAGGUGCCAACACUCCAAGGAGUUUUUCCAUUUCGUCUGCGUUGAUCACACCUGGGUUGGAAGGCCUGGAAACUGUUCUACCGCAGUGUCAACAACAGUGAACGUGAGGAAUGAAAGAGUGGCGUCCGAUGAAUUUAACAUCUUCCCACUGGCAUAUCUAUAUUUCAACAUAAGCAUCCACGUACUCAUCCCGUGGAAAAUAAAAUUGAAAAAUUUUGCAUUCGAGAUAUUUCCUUCACUUGUUCCAUUCUUCCAAGCUUAA